Molecule: messenger RNA, 1095 nt
Organism: Monoraphidium neglectum
Lineage: Eukaryota; Viridiplantae; Chlorophyta; Chlorophyceae; Sphaeropleales; Selenastraceae
Exons: 4
Coding region: 1-1095 (364 amino acids)
Source: RefSeq, a predicted model, not a curated record
AUGGCCACAUACUUCGUAUACGCGGUGCGCCAGCUGCCGGCGCAGCGACACCUGCUGGCUGGCGAGCAGUACGAGCUGGACGCCUGGAUGUCCACAGGAGCCGGCAGUGUGUCCAACGCCCUCAGCAUCAGUGGCCGUCAGCGCAUACAGAUUGCCCUGGAUGCAGCUGCUCUACUGACGCCCACCGUCGUGCUGAGCGAGGGCUUUGUGACGGCGCCGCCCAGGGUGCCGCUGCCACAGGUUUCUCUGACCAUCAGUCCAGCUGCAACCGGCAUGUGCAUCUCAAACUCCCCAACUUGCACGGCCGGCUUUGUGGCCUUUCAAAGCCCCACCCCCUGGAUCCUCUCGCCCGGGAACGGCCCCAAGACGGUAUAUGUGUGGAUCCGCGACGCAUCGGGCAAUGUCUCCCUAAACCCAGGCAUGGCCUCGGCCGUGCUUGACCCGAAGUCCGCCCUGCUGGCGUUCAGCCCAACGGCUGACGUGGUUGCUCCCAAUGUUGUCAGGAAGAACACCGUGACCCUGGCAGUGACGGCAGUAGCAAAGCAGAUGUGUGUUGUGGACAAACCCGUCAAGGUCCCCAGCAAGUGCCCCAAGUGGGAGCCCUACUCAACUACCAAGGUCCUUCGCAUUGGCGGCGAGGGGCUGCGCACGGUGACGGCAUACUUCCGCGACGUGAAGCCAACCAAGAAGAAUAAUGGCACCACCUGGGGACCGGGAACCCUCACCGUCCUCUACGACAAGACGGCCCCGAGGAUGGCCCCCGCCCAGGUCGGCCUGACCGGGAAAUACGACGCGGGCGCUGGGAAGUUCACGGUGACGUUCCAGGCCGCAGGGACCGACGACAGGAACGCCAAAACCAAGGGAUCAGGGGUGAAGGACUAUUUGCUCGUCGGCAAUCCCACAAAGGCGCCUACGGCACGGUGCGGCUCGGCGGCGGAUACAAAGCUGCCAAUCUCAUACUCAAGUGAUGGCAAGACAGGGACCGCGUCCAUCGACAUCCCUGCCUCAGAGGUGUCAAAAUACAAGCUGCGGCUUUGUGCUCGUGAAAAGGUUGGCCUAGUGUCCCCUGGGGUCAUCCUGGCUGCGAAGCCAUGA